Stylonychia lemnae is the source of this 1191-nucleotide messenger RNA. Lineage: Eukaryota; Ciliophora; Spirotrichea; Sporadotrichida; Oxytrichidae. The record is from the annotation of a GenBank genome assembly.
AUGGAUUAUUUUACAAGGACCGGUGUUAACAAUGAGAGACUUCUCAAAAACUUCUCAAUAAAUGAAUUUCACAACAUCUGCAUUGGAUAUAAAGAACUGUUCAAGACGUAGCUUCGACAGCCUACCGCUGACAACAACCAUAUUAUAAAUUACAACCUAAAAAUCUCAAACUAUGUGAUGGUCAAUUAAUUUAUCCAUAUGAUGACUUCAGGAGCCAGUCUUUUCUUGAUUCAGGCACUCGCUGGGAGACAUAUUGAAAGAUUGACUGUAAAUUAUCUGGGCUAAAAAAGAGGUUAAUGGGCAUAAAUAGGAUUUUACGUGCUUGGAUUUUUCUACAUGAAUUCAAUACUCAAUAGAAACAAGAGACUAAAUGUAAAUCAUUUGAUUAAUCCCAGAGACUUUAAUGGAGAAGUCUUACUGAGUCUGAUUCUGAAGUACUAUCCUCACAAGGUAAACACAGAUCUCUACAGGAAAAUUAUGGCUGAAAAGUAUGAAGGCUAACUACUAAAGAUUAAUUUUUAUGAGCAACAGAUACUUGAGAAGCCAGACUACUAUUAAUUGAAUAAUCCUGAUGCUGUAAAUAACUACCUUCAGCAUCAUCAAGCUUAAUAAGCACCUUAGCAUCAUUAACAGCAAGGAAACCCUAUGAAUCAAGGGCUGAAUUUAAUGCCAGGAUAGCAAUUAUAACCUUAAAUGAAUAUGAUGGCUAAUCAAUAACAAAUGAUGCAGUAGUAGUAAUAGUAAAUGGCUUAGUAGCAUGCUCAGUAACAACAUUUACAAAAGUUAUAAGCUUAGUAGCAAGUAUUGCAGAUUUAAAAGCCUCAACCUUAAAUACAAUAACAAGAUCUUUCAAUGGUACCUCAAUAAGUAAAUCUCACACCAGCACAAAUUGAAUAAUUAAAACCUGAAGACAGAGACUAGUUCAAAACUUUAGAAGCAACUAAAAAGCGAAUUCUAGACCAGAUGAGAGACCAAUAAGAUCAGUCCCCUUAUCUCAGCACUAACAAAGAAUUUGGCAGAGCUAAUGAUAGCCAGCAAUAGAGUCCUUACUUCUUAAUUCAAAAAUAGAUCAACAAAGAAUAAACUUAGUCAUCUGCAGUAUUUUUUGCUCCUCAGGAAUAAAAAUAGUAGAUCAAUUACUAAGGCCACUACUCGCAUAUUGUAAACCAAGCAAAGAGAGACAGUUCUUGA